Messenger RNA from Bradysia coprophila, 3362 nucleotides. RefSeq names its product ubiquitin-conjugating enzyme E2 eff (gene eff). Lineage: Eukaryota; Metazoa; Arthropoda; Insecta; Diptera; Sciaridae. The record is from RefSeq and is a predicted model, not a curated record.
AUCUACUUUAAACGACUUCGAAUGGCGUUGAGUAGUUUUUUUCAUUACAAUUCCCAUUGCGAUUAGAAAAUAUAUAAUUUUGCCCCAUGUGAAAUACGUUAUCUGAGUCGAAUAAUUUAAUUAAAUAAAUCAAAUAGUUUUCAGUGCAAGUAAACUGAAAAUCGAAGCGGUUUAAAUCAAAAAAUUUUAUUCGUCGCACAACGUGACAGAUCGUAGCAGUAGCGGAUAGAUAUCGGUAGCAGAAAAUUUGGACGCCAUCUUUAAAAAUUUUUUUAGACCUAUUCGGCACUGAAUUUCAUUGUCUGGUCGAAAAACCAGAAAAUCACAAAUAUUAAAUAGUCUAAAUGGCGUUAAAAAGAAUUAAUAAGGAAUUGCAAGACCUCGGGAGGGAUCCACCAGCUCAAUGCUCAGCAGGUCCUGUCGGAGAUGACCUGUUUCACUGGCAAGCCACCAUUAUGGGACCGCCUGAUAGUCCGUACCAGGGUGGAGUGUUUUUCCUAACAAUUCAUUUUCCAACAGAUUAUCCAUUCAAACCGCCUAAAGUGGCUUUUACAACUCGUAUAUAUCACCCUAAUAUAAACAGUAACGGAUCGAUUUGUCUCGACAUAUUAAGAUCUCAGUGGUCGCCCGCAUUAACUAUUUCAAAAGUUCUGUUAUCAAUUUGCUCUCUGCUAUGUGAUCCCAAUCCAGACGAUCCACUGGUGCCAGAGAUUGCGAGAAUAUAUAAAACCGAUCGGGAAAAAUAUAACGAGCUUGCCCGUGAAUGGACAAGAAAAUAUGCUAUGUGAUGCGUUCCAGAUAUAAUCGAUCCGUCAAGUAAUCACUACUGCAUUAAACAUUAUAACUACAUAAAAACAACAAACAUGAAAUAAAGAGAAAAACAGAAACAAAAGAAUUAAACAGAAAAAUAAAAUAAAAAUUUGAAAAAAAAGGAAACCAUCAAAAACACAAAACAACCAGCAAUUAUACAUAAAACACUUUAAAUGAAAGUUUAAUUGAAUUCGUGAAAUACAAAAUUUGAAAAAUGCAAAACCCAAAACAAUAAGAGAGAAAUUCUAAUGGAAAAAGGAAAAAGGAAUUUAAAAAAAAUUAUUUGAAAAAUUACAAUAUUUAACAAAAAAUGGAAAAAAAUUGAGAAAAAAAAAAUUUUAACGAAAAACUUAACCCACAAAUAUUAUGUGAAUGUCCUUGCCCAUCUUUAUCAAUUUACCACACACGCAAAAACCAGAAAAACUUCGCAAACAUUUUGAAAUCAAUACAACGGACAAUUGAUGAAGAAAAAACACACACCCGCUGGAAAUUCAAUUUCAUUAUUUUGGUGAACAUAAUUUCAAAUUUCCUUUUCUUUUCUUUGUUAGCUGGAAAUUUUCAUGAACAAAUACGUUACGCCGUUUUGCUUUUUUUCAUUAUUAUUUCUAAGUUUUUUGUUUUAUUCCUUCAUUUUUUUUUACGGAAAACAGUUUUGUUUAUUGUUUUGUUUUCUUUUUAUUUUAUUUUAUUUUUUUUCAAAUAGAAGAGAUUGUUCUCAAACCAAUUUUUUAUAUCAAUUUCGAUUUAGUCGAGAAGACAUAGACACACACACAUUUGUUCUAGUUUUUACGAAACAAACAACACAAAAAUAAUUAAACAAACAAAAAAAUUGAUGAAAAAAUUAUAGAAAAAAAGUAACUUUUGUCCAGAAUUAAAAAAAAAAUUAUUAAGUGUUUCUAUUCUCUGUCGAAAAAAAAUUAAUAAAAAAAAAAUCUUGCGCUAAAAUAAAUUCAAAAUAGAAAAUCGAUUAAAAACAAAUGAAUUACACACACCGACUCGUUUUUUGUUUUUCUAAAUAAUUAAAAAAAAAAUUAAAAAGGAAAAUGAAAAGUUAAGGAUAAGUAAAAUAAACAGAGAACAUCUAUGCAAGCUCUUAGAUUGUGUUUUUCUAAUUGAAUUUUUAAUUUAAACAAAAAAAAAGAUUUAAAAUAAAAACAACAAAAAAAAACUUAAUUUAAAUAAAUGAAAAAUUUCAAUUUCAAAAUUUCUUUAUUUUAUUUUCUUUUCGUUGUUGUUGUUGUUGUGAACCGCAUAAAAUCCGCUAAUUUAAAACAAAAACAAAAUAUUUGACUGGAUGACGCUACACACAUUUUGUAUUUCUACGUUUUCGGUUUGUUUUUUUGUGCAGUUGAAGAAGAGAUUUUUCGGUUCAUCUUUUUAUGUUUUAUGUCAUCAGAAAUCGAAAAAUUCGAGAUUCAUCUCUCACAUUUUCUUUGUUUUUUGUUUGUUUGUUUUUUUUUCUCUUCUCUUCUCUCUCACAUCGAAAAGCAAAGAAAAGAUUUUUUUUUAAUUCGAGAAAAUGUGAGUAAACUCUUAACAAUAAAUAAUAAUAAUUCAAAUUUAUGGGGUGGAAAAAUGAUAGACUACAUUUCAUCAAAGAAUAAUAAUUUCAAUAAAACAAAGAAAAUGAAUUAGGAAAUGAAUAGCGACUCACCAACACGACGCUAUUUAUUUUAUUUUUUUGGUUCAUUGAUUCAAUUAGGAUAAAUUUUUAUUUAAUUCUUCGACCUUUAGUUCUAAUUUUUAUUUAUCAUCUCCUCAACACUUAACAAUAAAAUUAAAGAAAAAAAAUUGAACAGAAAGAAAAAUGCGUCCGCUGAAGAAAGACUUUCGGAUUUUUCAACGGAAAGUUUUUUUUUCUUUUUCCUUUUUUGUUGUAAAAUAGAAAACCAGAGACGGAAUUUAGAAGAAAUAUUUUAGUUUUUUAGAGACAACCAAUUUUAUUCUCAUCUCAUUUUUAUGUUGUUUUUUUUUUCUCCUUUAAAUUAAUACAAAGAAACCGAAAAUUAUGUUUGCGGGAAUGGGAAAAACAAAUUUGAUUUCGUGCGCCUUUAUUUUGGUUGGUUUGAUUCAACGAAAAUACGUUUUUUCCGAAGAAAUUUUCGUUUGACUUUGUGUUUUCGUUUUGUCUUUCUUUCUUAAACUUAUUAAAAUUUAGAAACAAUUUUGUGUUUUUUUGUUGUAGAAAUUCAUCAAACAAACAAAAACCGAUAAGAUAUAAAUUCACAAAUUUUUCAAUCAAAAUAUGAAAUUUAAAAAAAAAAUAAAAUUAAAAAAUAAUUUUCCGACAAAACCAAAUUUUACCAUCGUCGUCAUUAUUGAAAACAAGAAAACAACAAAAAAAAGUAUUUUGCAAAAUUUUAUAUUUUUAGUUGAAAUUAUAAAAGAAAAGGUAAUAAAUGUGUUUUUCGAAAUAAAAAUGAAAUGAAGCUAUGUAAUUGUAUAAUCCGAAAAAGAGCAAGAAAAAAACAGACAAAAAAGAAACCAUUAGAAGAAUCAAUUAAUGCAGCCGUGUGACAACUGGGGAUCCAACCGAUCUAAUUAGCAAAAAA